UAAGUGCUCAAGGUGGCCUUCUAUAAGAAAGACAAAUCUGAGGAGAGCACUGUCUAAAACUGAGACGACGGACGCCGGACGGACGUGGUCAUCCCUGACGUGUGUCGUUCGACGAGCGCGGGAACGGUUGCCAUGCCGACGCGAUCAGCAGCAACGUCCUACAGCCUUCCUCCGUCAACUUCAAGGUUGCCGCGAGCGACUCGAGCCUCAGGGAGAUCUACCACGGCAACGUGGGCAUGCAUAGCGGGCAGCCGCAGCACAACACCGUCACCAGCAUGAAGCAGGAAAAGCUGGAGCGAGCCGUCCCACACGAUGCGUUGGAGCGCACGGGACACGACCACAGCCACGUUGCGAAGGGAGACAGCGCUAUCGCGACGGUGGCAUGGAUGAUCAUAUUCGGCGAUGGCUUGCAUAACUUCGUCGACGGUCUGUCGAUCGGUGCCGCGUUCCAGACGUCAACACUGACGGGCAUCAGCGUCUCAGUUGCUGUCUUUUGCGAAGAGUGUCCGCAUGAGCUCGGAGACUUUGCGAUUCUCCUAAACUCCGGCAUGACCCUGAAGCAGGCAAUAAUCAGUAACGUUCUGUCCGCGAGUACCUGCUACUUGGGGCUUGUCGUCGGUAUUGUGGUCGGCGAUAUUCCGGGAGUCACUGUCUACAUAUUUGGCUUCGCUGGCGGAAUGUUUCUCUACAUCUCUCUAGCUGCGAUGAUGCCAGAGAUGGCAGAACUGUUGGAUAAGGCGUUGGCGGAAGGGAAGGGCAUGCGGAUGCUGCUGCUACAGAACCUUGGCCUCCUCGUUGGAGUAGUCCUCAUGUUUGUGCUGGCAAUGUUCCAGGGUAAUAUCCAGUUUGUGUAGAGGUGGCGCUGCAGUCACGGCUACGGCCGUUAUCACAUCCUGGAGGUAGUCGAAAUAAACGAAAAACUGCUAUUUUUUUGUAGAAGUUUUAGGUUUUUCGCGGGUAAACUGAUAAACGCUGUGCAUAAAAUUAAUGCGUAGCCGCAGAUUCAUGUGCUUUCUCGCACUAGGGAGUGCUUUUGGUAAGGUUAUGGUUCAUGGCAUUACAUGGAGUGUAUAGGAGCUUAAAAUGUUUUCUUUUCAAACCUUUACAUUGGAAAAGAACAUGGUUACUUUGUCCUUUUCCGGCAGCAGAACUGAUGUACCAGAAAAGUGAAAAUGAGUUAAUUUCGGCCCUCCUGUACCUAGCUUGACUCUAUCUGUGUACACACAUGUUCCGUUGUUGCUUUUUAUUGUUGCAUUCGCCAUCUAUACAAUCCGACCAAUACUAGCCAAUAGAGCUCCGAAGUGAUGACGUCACGGUGGCAUGACAACGAACCUACUG
This is a messenger RNA of Priapulus caudatus, 1338 nucleotides long. Its product is annotated as zinc transporter ZIP14-like. Bases 237 to 854 code for a protein of 205 amino acids. Gene Ontology annotation, cellular component: membrane. The record is from RefSeq and is a predicted model, not a curated record. The transcript has 5 exons. Gene Ontology annotation, biological process: zinc ion import across plasma membrane; intracellular zinc ion homeostasis. Gene Ontology annotation, molecular function: zinc ion transmembrane transporter activity. Lineage: Eukaryota; Metazoa; Priapulida; Priapulimorpha; Priapulimorphida; Priapulidae.